CAAAUUGAAGCAAAAGAAAAACUCACCAAGGAAGUAAAGAGCACCACUACCACACACAUAUAUAUUACAUUAUACAUAUUUUCAUAACUUUCUCUUCUAGCGUUUUCGAUUUCCGUGUCCAGCAAGCAUCCAUUGAUCGGAGGUUUCUUAACCCACGGGCAAUUGAUAUCCGUCAGUUAACUGUGUCUCACUUCCUUCACCUACAAUCUUGAUUCUAAUGGCUUGUUUUUAAGCUAUUUUAUCCUCUUUUCAAUCCGAACAACAGACACCCAGAAGUUCGAUUUUUGUUAUAGAUCGAAAAAAAUCAGAUAUGGGUCAUGAACUGAUCGGCGUAGCACCGCCGUCAGCGGCUGCGGCAACCCCAGCUCCACCACCGCCGACGUCUCUUGCACCUGGAUUUCGGUUUCAUCCCACAGAUGAAGAGCUUGUGAUGUACUAUUUAAGGCGAAAGGCGUGUGGCAAGCCGUUCCGGUUUCAGGCGGUGUCGGAAAUCGACGUCUACAAAUCUGAGCCAUGGGAACUUGCCGACUUUUCACCAUUGAAGACAAGAGACCUAGAAUGGUACUUCUUUAGCCCUGUAGAUAGAAAGUAUGGGAACGGGUCACGGUUGAACCGUGCAACCGGAAAAGGUUACUGGAAAGCAACCGGAAAAGAUCGAUCCGUCCGCCAUAAAUCAGAGACAAUCGGGAUGAAGAAAACACUCGUGUUCCAUAGUGGGCGGGCCCCAGAUGGGAAGAGAACCAAUUGGGUCAUGCAUGAAUACCGGCUUUUGGAUCAAGAAUUGUUGCGUGCAGGAGUAGCACAGGAUUCGUUUGUGUUAUGCAGGAUUUUUCAAAAGAGUGGGUUGGGCCCACCGAAUGGGGACCGUUAUGCACCGUUUCUUGAGGAAGAAUGGACCGAUGAUGCCGCCCUCAUGGUUCCCGGUGGUGAAGCCGAUGAUGAUUUGGCCAAUGGUGAUGAGACACGUGUCCAUGGAAAUGACAUUGUGCAGGAAGAUUCUACCAAAAAGAUUGUUGAUGAAAUCGAGGAACCUCAAACAAUUCCAUUUGUUUGCAAAAGGGAAAGAUCUGAAGAUUGUCCUUUGGAUUGUGAACCUGAACUUGAAACAUUCUCUUUGUUCCACAACAAGAGAUCAAAGCCAUGUGAUCCAAACUCAAGCAAUGCAAAUGGUUCAGAAGAUUCAACCACAACAAGUCAAGAUCCAAGAAGAGCUCUCUUGGAGUUCCCUCUGCUCGAGUCGAUUGAAGCCAAACAAUGUCACCAUCCAACAACUCUGCCAUCUUUUGACGCUUCUACCCUCGAGAAAUCUGUGCCUCCGGGGUAUCUAAAGUUCAUAAACAACUUGGAGAAUGAGAUUCUUAAUGUUUCAAUGGAGAAAGAGACUUUGAAGAUUGAAGUGAUGCGAGCCCAAGCCAUGAUCAACAUUCUUCAGUCACGAAUUGAGGUUUUGAGCAAGGAGAAUGAUGGGUUCAGGACUAGUGGCUAGGUGUAUCUUUUUCAUUUCUUGUAAACAUGUAGCAUUUUCGUGGUUUUGUAACUUGUUAUCUUGAAGAACUGUUGGCAUGGCUAUUGAUAAUGGCUUGUGUCUGUGAGUCUAAGUCUAAUAAAGUUCUGUGUUGAG
Messenger RNA from Lactuca virosa, 1621 nucleotides. NCBI's taxonomy places the organism in Eukaryota, Viridiplantae, Streptophyta, Magnoliopsida, Asterales, Asteraceae. The record is from the annotation of a GenBank genome assembly.